Carassius auratus (goldfish) is the source of this 1125-nucleotide messenger RNA. RefSeq names its product oxoeicosanoid receptor 1-like. Gene Ontology annotation, molecular function: G protein-coupled receptor activity. Lineage: Eukaryota; Metazoa; Chordata; Actinopteri; Cypriniformes; Cyprinidae. The record is from RefSeq and is a predicted model, not a curated record. Bases 81 to 1013 code for a protein of 310 amino acids. The transcript has 2 exons. Gene Ontology annotation, cellular component: plasma membrane. Gene Ontology annotation, biological process: G protein-coupled receptor signaling pathway.
CUACUGCAACUUAUAAAAUUGUUCUCUAAUCGUCACGAUAACGACAACUCCUGCCUUGAUCGUUUGCUUUGCUUCUCAUCAUGAGUAACAUCACCUCCUGCCCUGAACCUCAGACCCUUGUUUCUUCCGUUUUAACGCCCAUUCUCAUUGUGGAGCUCAUCUUUGGUUUGCCUGGAAAUGUCUUUGCUCUGUGGAUUUUGUUCUUCAGGUCUCCAUGGAAAGCCUGCAAUGUGUAUCUCUUCUGCAUGGUGAUAUCUGACCUCCUACUCUUCACUGGACUGCCUUUCCGCAUAGAUUAUCUCUUUCGUGGUGAAGACUGGAUAUUUGGCGAAUCCUUUUGCCGUCUCAUUUUAUACAUCAUAUCAGUAAACCACUCAGCAAGCAUGGCUUUCAUGUCAAUUUUGGCCGUGGACCGAUUCCUCAAGAUUCUCCACCCACACCAUCGCCUUUGUCGAAUGAGUGCGAGACAAGCAAUAAUGUUGGUUAGCAUGGUUUGGACGAGUGUUCUACUUUUUCGUCUCCCACCCGCCCUGAACCUGGUUCUCACACCACAGAAAAACUCAUCAAAGCUCAUAUGCCAUAGUUUUUUCUCAUGGACAUGGCCAUCAGUUCAAAUGAAGAUAUAUGACUCAGUACAGCUGGUAGAGGUCCUGCUAGCAUUUGCACUGGUGCUCUUCUGUUUUGUGAGGGUUUUCUCUCACGUCCACAGUCGCCAGGUGGCUCACCGCAGGCUGACGCGAGCAGUGAGAUUGCUUCUGUUUCUUGUGAUCAUGUUUGUUCUGUGUUUCCUGCCUAGAGUCACUUUUGGCAUCUUCCUUCAAGUGUUUUCCUGUUCAGAAUUACUCAUGGUGUGUUUUCAUGCCUCUUUAGCUUUAACCUACAUGAACAGUGCACUGGAUCCAGUGAUCUACUGCCACAUUAACGCUUGGUACCGUGACACCCUGAAGGGCACAUCCAACUCACUGGGGCUAACAAAGUUCAUGAUGAGUUCGAAAACGAACAAAAAACGUUGAUCUACCUGGUUAACUGCUUUUUCAUGCAAGCAAUGUGUUGUGUCUUAAAGGUAUAGUUCAUGUAAUAAUUAAAAUUAAUUCAUUUACUCCUAUACUUCCAAACUUAUAUGAC